AUUAUGUGUACAACCUCCAUGUUAGAUAUAAUCUGGCAGUAUAACUCAGGACCAUGUCCUCUCAGGUGUUUUAAAGACCGGUCUCUGAUCAAAUGGCGCCAUCUUGUGUCCUCUCCGGGCUCCUGCUGGUCCGAGCCGUUACUCCCAUGAAGCACUCCCACACUACGUAGCCUCUGAGCGGAUCUGGGAUCCGGGCCGAAGUUUUUUUUUUUUCUUUUUUUAGGUGGCAGAAAAACACGUAGCCACUGCGUGUGAGUGUGUAAACGGACUAAUAUUGCCUUUUUUGUAAAAGCAAAGCAAAAAUGGAUCUGUAAUAGAUUCGUUGAUGGAGACUGAUCCGCGGUCGGUUUAGCUAACUUUGGAUGGAGUGUGUUCUUUAUCCAAACAGAGCGCAGAGGCACUGAGGGGGAUCGGAAUUUACCGGUGACAAGUCUGAGAGGGAAGGAGGGGAAAAAAAGGAAAAGAGGAUCCACUCUUCACAUGGAAUAACCUUUUUUUUUAAUACAAGCCUGCUCCAUUUUCAUCACAACCGAGCAGCGAAGACUGGAUGAAAAAGUGUUUCCAGAGAGGGAUAACUCCACCUUUCCCCCCCUCCGUUUAGAUCUGCUUUAACUGUGAAGAACAGCUCCGGUCAUGGCGAAAAAGUAUGAUUUCCUCUUCAAAUUGUUGCUCAUCGGGGACAGCGGAGUUGGCAAAACAUGUCUGAUCAUUCGCUUCGCCGAGGACAACUUCAACUCCACGUACAUUUCCACAAUCGGCAUCGACUUUAAAGUGAAAACCAUUGAAGUGGAUGGAAAGAAAGUGAAACUACAAGUGUGGGACACGGCAGGUCAGGAGAGGUUCAAGACCAUCACAACAGCCUACUACAGAGGAGCCAUGGGCAUCAUCCUGGUGUACGACAUCACGGACGAGAAGUCCUUCGAAAACAUUCAGAACUGGAUGAAGAGCAUCAAAGAAAAUGCGUCGGCUGGGGUCAGUCGAAUGCUGCUAGGAAAUAAGUGCGACAUCGAAGCAAAGCGGAAAGUAACCAAGGAUACGGGAGAAAAGCUAGCAAAGGAUCACGGCAUCAGGUUCUUUGAGACCAGUGCAAAGUCCAGCAUCAAUGUGGAGGAGUCCUUUCUGGCUUUGGCCCGUGACAUACUACAGAAAUCCAGCAAGAAACCAGGCCCCACGGGUCGAGAGGUGAAAAUCACGAGCAGUUCAGAGAAGAAAUCUUCCAAGUGUGCUCUUCUCUAGAUAAGACACUGGCCAGCACGCAUAAGAAAAAGCGCCAUACAAGAUAAAGAACACAUCAGUAUUACUGAGGAGAAAUGCAGGCCAGCAGGUUUUCUGUCUCCAUCUGGUGGGCUCAAAUGUCACAUGCAGGUGCAAAGAGUAUGUUUUUAAACCUUAAAUUACUGGUGUCCCAUUUAUAAGUGUUUGAACCUUUAAAAUGAAUUAUGCCAGAAAUAUAAUUUAUAGAUUCCUUCUUUGAGUUGAAAAGUUGUUGAGGGGGAUUGUAUUUCACCUUGAUCUUGAAUAUGCUGCAAAGUGGGCGUCCUAGAUGACUCUUAACAGGUAGCUUAGACGGCAUUUCGGCAAGUAGUUCCCACCAUGUGUAGUUAAGUUAGACUGUUGUUUUUCCACCCUGUGUUUCUCUGGCUUAUCACCACUGUAUCACCCCUAUGACAGUCACUGCUUUAUGUCUUAAAAGAGCUAUCUUUUAAAUCUUUUUUUCCAGCUGGUUAACAAUAUAAGAACCAGCUCAGCUUGAUGGAACCAUUUCUUACGUGUGAACACAUGUAGCUUUGAGGAGCUCAGUGGCAAAAGAGGAGUCUGAUGGGAAGUGUUUAGAUUGACAGACAGCACACACACACACACACACACACAGUGGGCCUCUGGUCGUAGUCUUUGACCCUGAAUGUUUGUCAUUUCCUGUUCAUGUUAAAUUCAAGCGGCCCACGUGCAUCUCAGCGAUUCUGUUCAAUGGUUUUAAAGCACUGGACACAGUUGGUAAAUGCAUUCAUUAAUCAAUCAUAAAAUGUACUCACUCACAAAUUCACAUUGUGCCUUGUCAGUUAACUGUUGAGAAGAGACACAUUUUUGUUUCCCCACAUUUUAGCAGCAUGUAAAUUUAAUUCAGAGACGCUUCAAAUGGUGACUACAUUUAUGGUUUUUGCUGUGCUCAUCCUUUGAGAACUGAUGAAAUAUUUCCAUGGUGAACUGAAUUUUAAUGCAUUCAACAGAAUCUACAGAAACAUGUCACUGAAAGCCUUGAGUCGAUGUAAGAAGUUGGAGAAAGUGCUCUUGAUGGUAAUGGAUUUAAUGAGUUGUGGAUGUCGGUUUUAUGGAAUUGAAUCUGAAGCGAACCCUGGUGAUAUGCACGCUUUGUUUUAAAGGGACAACUCACCCCAGUAUCAAAACACAGAUCCUUCCUCUUACCUGAACCACUGUUUAUCCAGCUAGAUAGUUCAUGUGUGAGCUGCUGAGUUUUGGAGGUAUUCACCAUAGAGGUAUCUCGUAUAUAAUGAAACCACAUGGCACUCAGCUUGUGGGACUCAAAGCAGCAAAAGAUUCAUCUGAAAAACUCAACAGGAAUGUUUCCUUCCAGAAAUCCAGACCCUGUGACUGAAGAUAAUCCACAAACCGUGUUAUGAUCAGUUUUCUAGUUUUUUAAAAUAUAUUUGUUUGGCCCUUUGAGCACCUGAAGCCGAUUGCCGUCUAGUUUGAUUAUGUUCAAGAUGAAGUUACACAUCUCUACGGCCACUGUCCUCAAAACUCGCCAACACACAUCGAACACAUCUAUUGGGUAAAUAGAACUAAGAGUAAAGAUAUGGAUUUCUAAUUACGGGGUGAACUGUGCCUUUAAGUGGUGAAUAGCUUGAGAAUAUGGAAGAUAGGGAGAUAAGUGCAAUAUGAGAAGAUGAGUGGGGAGAAGAAAGAAUGAUGGAUAAUGCAUGUGAAUGGAGCGGAUGUGAGGGAAGCAGCGUUACUCCCGUGGCCCCUCAUUGAAAUGAGUUAGUGGGUCUUGCCUUUAAUCUGAAGUGCCUGACAGAUCUCUGACUAAACGCUAUCACACAUCAGCUACAUCUGACAUGACAGACCUGUUCAGGCUGAUUCAGUUCAUUCAACAUAGCUCCGAUCACAAACUGUGUUUCCUUUGUACACUUUUUAUGCAUUCCUUUUACAUUCGGUGUCUUUUUAGACGCCUGCCGCUUGCUGAAUAAAACAUGAUGAGUGUGUUGUA
Molecule: messenger RNA, 3226 nt
Organism: Acanthopagrus latus (yellowfin seabream)
Lineage: Eukaryota; Metazoa; Chordata; Actinopteri; Spariformes; Sparidae
Gene: rab13
Product: RAB13, member RAS oncogene family
Exons: 8
Coding region: 634-1236 (200 amino acids)
Biological process (GO): regulation of exocytosis; cellular response to insulin stimulus; Golgi vesicle fusion to target membrane
Cellular component (GO): synaptic vesicle; endosome; trans-Golgi network transport vesicle
Molecular function (GO): GTP binding; GTPase activity
Source: RefSeq, a predicted model, not a curated record